This is a messenger RNA of Fonsecaea erecta, 693 nucleotides long. RefSeq names its product ubiquinone biosynthesis protein coq4, mitochondrial. Gene Ontology annotation, biological process: ubiquinone biosynthetic process. The record is from RefSeq and is a predicted model, not a curated record. Bases 1 to 693 code for a protein of 230 amino acids. The transcript has a single exon. NCBI's taxonomy places the organism in Eukaryota, Fungi, Ascomycota, Eurotiomycetes, Chaetothyriales, Herpotrichiellaceae. Gene Ontology annotation, cellular component: mitochondrion; mitochondrial inner membrane.
AUGGUCGCGGCGCUGGGCGAAGCGACAGCCCAACCUUUCUUCAUCUCUUGGUUGCGGAAGCGCAUGCUGUCGGAUCCAACCGGGCGAAGAAUCUUACGGGACCGGCCCCGCAUCACCUCCAAGACGAUGUCUCUCGAGAAGUUACGGCAGCUGCCUGAGAACAGCGUCGGAAGAACGUACGCUGCUUGGCUGGACAGGGAAGGCGUCACCCCAGACACGAGAGAUGCGGUACGAUACAUUGACGACGAAGAGGAGGCCUAUGUCAUGCAGCGAUACCGGGAGUGUCAUGAUUUCUACCAUGCGGUGACUGGUCUGCCGGUCUGGGUAGAGGGAGAGCUUGGCUUGAAGGCGUUCGAGUUUGCAAACACUGGACUGCCUAUGACAGGGCUCAGUCUAGCUGCAAUUGUUCGGCUGAAACCACUGGAGAGGCAGAGGAUGUUCCAGAUCUUCCUGCCAUGGGCGUUCUCGAACGGAUGGAAGAGCAAAGACCUCAUCAAUGUGUAUUGGGAGGAGGAGCUUGAGACGGAUGUUGGUGAACUGCGCCAGAGGCUAGGCAUCGAGCAGCCGCCAGACCUGCGGGCAAUUCGGAGGAAAGUGAGAGAAGAACGCAAAGCUGCGAAGGCUGCAAGAGCAGCCGCAGCAGAGGUCGCAUCGACGUCUACUCUCUCUCCUCGACCAGAGGCGCAAUCGUGA